AUGUCAACCGAACCACCAAGUCGCACGUCGACUCCUCGAUCGUUCACAAACUCAGCAACCUCAGCUGAAGACUUGCUAAAAUCACAAACAGUCGGUCUAGUCCAUCUUUCGGAGUUUCGCAAACGGCGAGCAGAAGUUCUUGAACAGAAAGAGCGCGAGGCGCAUGAUAAAUCGUUGGGACGGUUCACAUCGGGCACGAGGACAGGAUCACCAUCACAAAACGAUGCGCCUGGCGGUGCGCUGACACCCGGCUCUGUAUCCUCGGAAGGUCGACCAAAAAAGAGAAAAAAGGCACUUGCAAAGAGUAAAUUAUCUUUCGGAGACGAUGACGAUACAAACGAUACUGGAGAAGACUCUGGUGCAGCGACGCCACAACCAAAUUCCAAGAAACAGCUAGAAGGAAGUCCUGCUAUACAACCGCGCAAGAUCACCGCAAACCCCAAUGCUCCUCCCCCGCCAAAGACACUCACCAAAGCGGCACUUGAGGCUGAGGCGCAGGCGCGAGAUGCAUUACGAAAAGAGUUCUUGGGUAUGCAAGAAAAGAUCAAAGCUACGGAGAUUAUAAUACCUUUUGUUUUCUAUGACGGCACAAACAUCCCCGCCGGACAGGUCAAAGUCAAGAAAGGAGAUCACGUCUGGUUAUUCCUUGACCGGUGUCGUAAAGUUGGCGCCGAGCUUGGAGCAGCAGGAGCUCAGAAGAGUAGUCGCGCGAAACGCGAUAACCGUCGAGAAUGGGCUAGAGUUGGUGUGGACGAUCUCAUGCUCGUGCGAGGGGAUAUUAUUGUUCCUCAUCAUUAUGAAUUCUACUACUUUAUAGCGAAUAAAGUACCUAGUUUUGGCAAGACCAAGGGUUUAUUAUUCGAUUUCUCGGCCAGUGUACCUCCCGCGCAAGAGGACGGCCCUGUCUCGCAGCCUAAUGAUGAAGAGCUCGAGGGCGCCAACACAGAUCCAACACUGACGAAGGUGGUGGAUCGGCGGUGGUACGAGAAGAAUAAGCACAUAUUUCCGGCCAGUCUAUGGCGCGAGUACGAGCCGGGUGAGGAGUUUCUCGAGAAGAUGAAGUCAACGAGGAGAGAUGCCCAGGGCAACGCAUUCUUCUUCUGA
Messenger RNA from Talaromyces amestolkiae, 1104 nucleotides. RefSeq lists its product as uncharacterized. Gene Ontology annotation, cellular component: nucleus. The record is from RefSeq and is a predicted model, not a curated record. Lineage: Eukaryota; Fungi; Ascomycota; Eurotiomycetes; Eurotiales; Trichocomaceae. The transcript has 3 exons. Gene Ontology annotation, biological process: chromatin organization. Bases 1 to 1104 code for a protein of 367 amino acids.